UAAAGACACGAAGGAAGGACUGUGGGAAUACAGAGGAAGGAGGGGCUGACUGGAGAAGUCUCAUGGAGGUAGAAUUUUUCAGUUCUUCAGAGUUUUUAACCGGCGGAGAUGACGUUAGGAAUUUUCCAGGCAGAGGGAACGGGACAAACCAAGCUUCCCUGAAAGCAAAGAAUCUGCUAGGGAAAGAGCAAAUGAUCUAGUCCGGAUGCACCACUGUUCAGACCAGAUCGGUCAGGGCCUUGAGGUCACAGAUAGAUGUGAGGGUUGUGCUGAGGAUCCAGAGGUGUUCGUGAAAGGUUUCGCACCGUGGAGCGAGAUCUUUAGACGCGCUUACAUUCUCCCGUUUGGCUGCAGACGGAGGCUGGCUGCGAGCGGUGGGAGCUGCUGGCGGGAAGGAGCUCGCUGGCGUGGUCGGGGGCGGGAGGCGAGCAGGGCGGCCAGCCGGACGGGGAGAAGGAAGCGCACAACCGCCAGCCUUUCGCAGGGGAGCAGAACGCACCGCGGGGCGUGGAGAGGGAGGAGUUUCCAGUUGGCGCGGGUGCGAGUACGGAGACGGGGACCGCCGUGCGGGUGCCUCGCGCACUUGUCCCUCGCGCGUCGCCGUCCGCGCAGCCCACGGUUCGGUCGGAGGAGGCCGCCGGCGCGGCGGUUCCGGUUCCGGCUGGCGUCUGCACCUGUGGCGAGGGCGGCGGCCAUGGCGUACUCCACCGUGCGGAGGGUGGCCCUGGCCUCGGGGCUCGUCCUGGCCGUGUCGCUGCUGCUGCCCAAGGCCUUCCUGUCCCGCGGAAAGCGGCAGGAGCCGCCGCCGGCGCCGGAAGGAAAGUUGGGUCGAUUUCCACCUAUGAUGCAUCAUCACCAGCCACCCUCAGAUGGCCAGACCCCCGGGGCUCGUUUCCAGAGGUCUCACCUUGCAGAGGCAUUUGCAAAGGCCAAAGGAUCAGGUGGAGGUACUGGAGGAGGAGGAGGUAGUGGAAGAGGCCUGAUGGGACAGAUUAUUCCAAUCUAUGGUUUUGGGAUUUUUUUAUAUAUACUGUAUAUUCUAUUUAAGCUUUCAAAGGGGAAAACUGCUGCAGAGGAUCGGAAAUGCUAUACUACCACAGCUGGAAACACCCACAGGAAAAUUACCAAUUUUGAGCUUGUUCAACUGCAAGAAAAACUGAAGGAGACAGAGGAAGCUAUGGAAAAAUUAAUCAACAGAGUGGGACCUAAUGGUGAGAGCAGAGCACAGACUGUGACUUCUGACCAAGAAAAACGGUUGCUGCAUCAGCUCCGAGAAAUCACCAGGGUCAUGAAAGAAGGAAAAUUCACUGACAGGCCCACUCCAGAGAAAGAAGCUGAGGAGGCCCCUUACAUGGAGGACUGGGAAGGUUACCCUGAAGAGACUUACCCAAUUUAUGACCUUUCAGAUUGCAUCAAGCGUAGGCAAGAAACAAUCCUGGUGGAUUACCCUGACCCCAAGGAGCCCUCUGCUGAAGAACUAGCUGAAAGAAUGGGAGUGCUGGAAGGUGAAGAAUCAGACCACUUGGGUUGGGAAAUGCGCACUGACCCCAGCGCCCGGGAAGAGAAUUCUGUUACCUCAUGUGACCCAAAGCCACAAACCUGUUCCUGCUGUUUUCAUGAAGAGGAUCCUGCGGUCUUGGCAGAGAAUGCUGGAUUUGGUGCAGACACUUACACUGAGCAAGAGGAAACCACCAAAGAAGUAUGGCCCCAAGACUUCAGAGAUGAAGGCCUGGGCAUCAGCCCUGAUAAAGUACAUACAGGUGGCACGUUGAGGAAGCGGAACCCCCAGGUUCUGCUUUAGUUGGUUUCCGGAAGUAUCCAUUCCUCUAGUUCCAAGGUGACCUUUCUCUCCUCUCUGAUUUCAUCCUUGGCCCUGUGCCCUGAAUUUCAUUCUGUAUUUAAAUAUUCUAGCUAAUCAGGCCACUACCAUGGAUAUCCUUCCUGGUGCUCACACACCUGUCACCUUGUAAAACACCAUAGCAAUUAGUAUGAACACAGUACAGCUUCACUCUUCAUGCCUUUCUUCCACCAGAGAGUUGAUCCAUUGAGUAAUUAUGUUUGAUCUGUUGGGCACUCAGGGGCAGGGGUCUGACUUCGUGCUAGGAGUAGCAGAUGGUUUACCUGUGAACAAACAUUAGUUUACAUGUGAUGAGGACUUAAGGCUGCAAAAGUGAAGAUUAUAGAGUCCAGGAUGCCUUACUCUGUGGGCCUUGAGCAGGUUAGUGGUCCCCUGGGUUCAAGAAGAGAACAUUUUGUUAGUGGGUAUGAUGGGGCCAGAGCAGGGUAAGACUCUGCUGUGUGAACUGAAGAAGCGCCUUCCUCACAGUGAGGGCCUUUUGGGGAGCACUGUUGCUGCCUCAGAUACCCGCUUUUCUCCAGAGUAGCAGAAGGCUCCCAGUGACCUGUGAAUGAGCCCAGAGACCAGUUGGGGGACUGUUACUCUGGUAUUGCUGGGUCUUUAGCUUCCUUUAUACCUGUUCUGUUUGACAGAACUGCCAACCCAGAAGCACCAUUGUACCUCUGGCCUUCAGUGGCCAGAGGAAGCUUUAAAUAGAGACUUUAAUCCUUGCCCUGCAGAGCCAAGGUUGGAGGCUGGGAAGGCUACACGAAAGCCUGUGUAAGGGUGGUGGACCUCCAUGAGACGGUCAGAGCAGAGAGCGAGGGGUGGGAGAGAAUCCAUGUACUUAAGGACAGCUAUUUCUAAAUGUUGUGCCCUCUGGGAAAUUUGUUCUUACCACAUGAAUUGAAACAGAAAUGAGGAGGACUGAACUUCUAGACAAAGUGCCGGGCCGAAAGGAAAGUUGCAGUGUGUGUCUGUUGCAGAGAACCUGUAGCAGUGCCCAAGGAAAGAGACUAUGCUAUAUUCAGGUAUCUGGGUCUUUUGAGAAAGCUGGGAAGGGGAGGAGGUUGGUCAGAAUCCUCCCAGUCUUAACCUCUCACUAAAGGCCUAAUUUCUAAGGGUGCCACCUGUCAUCUUUUUUUUUUUUUAAGAUUUUAUUUAUUUAUUUGACAGAUAGCAAGAGCAGGAACACAAGCGGGGGGAGAGGGAGAAGCAGGCUUCCCGCUGAGCAGAGAGCCCAAUGUGGGGCUCAAUCCCAGGACCUUGGGAUCAUGACCUGAGCCGAAGGCAGACGCUUAAUGACUGAGCCACCCAGGCGCCCCUGUCAUCUGUCUUCUUGAGAUAAGAUGGCACCCACGUAUCCUGUCUAGGAAGGAUGAGUGAAUUCAGUUUACAUGUUAAGACCUGAGAGUUUAAAGAAGACACAUUCCCAGGAACAUUUCUCAUCAUGAAAUGUGGAAAAUUUGAAAACUGAGAAACGAUGUAAAGGUCUGUAGGGCUUUUUGGAGUUCCAUUGUUCCUGGUCGACUAAAAUGCCAGGAAAAUAGCUGAAAUCAAACAUAUAGGCAUAUAGACUGCUGUCAGAAGGUUAUGGGAUAUUUAGAUAACAUGUCAGCUAAUAGUAGGCAUUUCUUAAUGAAAUUAAUGUUAAUGGAAUUAACAUUUCUUGUUACAGAGAAAAGUCAUUGAAGACUGAGUCUGUAGGAAAAGUAUAUUGCAUCCAUCUGUGUGGAACCUUUGAUUCACUUUAGAGUAUAGUUUUAAAAUGUGCUGGAAGUUAUCUAGAUGUAAUGCUCAAGGUAAAAAAAGAAUGUAGGUGCUCUUUACUGUUUUGAUAAAUCACUUUCCCUGUCAUUUCCCUUUUUUCACUGCGAGGGGUUGAUUUAUAAGGAGUCCUGGGUCCCUGGUUCCUUCUUUUUUGCCUUAGGAUAUAUGGUUCCCUUAUUAGAGAUGUGUUUUUUUCUAGCUUAUUCAUUCAUUUAUUCAUUUAGCAGACACUGCCCAGAGCUGAGCAGCAGGAACAGAGCCUCAAUUCCUACCUUCAAGAAACAAGAAAGCUUAGUGUGGGAGCCUUGCCCAAUUUUUUUUUAAAUGAAUGAUUAACUGUAAAAGGGCUCAAGAUUGUGAAUUCUGCAGGCAGAGAAAUAUUGGUCAUGAUUCCAUCCCGGCCUAUUCUAUCUGUAGACUCUUGUUGGCUCCUUACCCCUCCUGAGACUUGGCUUUCUCCUGACACAGGGGAGUCGAAGUCCAGCUCUCCCAGGUUGGGUAGGAGGAUUAAAUGUGAAUCAUCAGUGCAUCUAAAACAGCAUUGGCCCUCCCAUCUCCUCCAUGCUAACCACUCACUAGGUGGUAGCCAAUUUACUUUUAUUGUACAAGGUUUUAUGCUGUAAUUGAGAUGUGGACCCAAGUCUACAGGAGCACAAAGAUCAUUUUUGCCAAAGUACUUCCAAGAAGCUUUACCGGGGAGUUGGAUCUUCAGGCAUGCUAAGAACUUCUCCAGGUGGCCAAGGAAAAGAAUGGUCAUUCUUGGCACAAAAAGCGGUGUUGGACAAAACAGACAAGUGUGGAAGUAUGUGGAUGUUCAGGUAUUUUUAUGAGGCUGGUAUGUAAGAUGUCCUGUAACCAACUCUUUAUUUUGAAUGUUAAUCUUUGGGGGAAACUGGCUUAUGGAACUAUCUCCUGCCAGAAGUACUAAGAGCUCAUGAUGGUUCCUACUGCCCUCACUCUUGGUUGGCUUAUACAGCUGGGAUAUAUUAACAUAUUUAUAUUUCAGAAAUGUUUGGUCAUUUAGUGCUUUGUGGAUUUUCCCGAAUUAUUUUAUCCUUCAGGGAUGACAAUUGUGUGUAUAUACAACCCAGGAUGACCAAAAUCAGAGGACUGGUUUUUGUCAUGUGUGCUCUUUCCUUAUGGUCUUCACUUCUCAGAACUGGUCUGGGCUGUGAACUUGAUCAGCCCCCAGGUACUUGGUCCUCAGUGACCUUUGAGCACUGUGGCGGAGAGCAUGAAGUCCUCACUCUGGGGAUGGACAAAUGGCCUAGGAAACACGGGUAUCACCUGGGACUGUGCUUGGUUAAGUUAAGAGGGCGAGCCAGUCAGGAGAGCUGCUUUCCUAGUCCUAAUAGUACAAGGAAAGCGCCUUGUGAGCUCCAGGACUAGCAGUGCACGUGCUCUAAAAAACUAGGCCCAGGAAGGAAGGCAUGUUGAAGAAUGGAGGCAUACUGGACCUUCUGAAGAGAUGGCCUUUGAGAACCACUCUCUCUGUACCUUCUAUGGCUUGGGUGAUCAGAUAACUCAUGGUCCAAACUAAGACCCCUUGAGAGAGAGAGAAAAGGGAGCUUUAAUUAGAAUGAUGCCAGGACAAUAGGUAUAAACCUGGACUGCCAUGGACCUAUGGUCACCCCGUCCGUGGCUAUUUAAAAGAUUUGUCUUUCACCUGACCACUAACCAACAAAAACCUCUGGUCCGAACCUACAUCUGCAGUUUCCCACAGAGGCAGAGCCAAGGAGCUGGGCUGGGGUUUUGGCAGGAUCUUAGCCACAUAAAAACUCCAAAUCUAGGGUGAAAAACUAAAACCAGCUCUCCUUACUUUUGUCCUAAGAACCAGGCCCCCAGGGGCAUAUGGAGGAACUAAACCGCCCAUGCUUGCAGAGAACUACUUUAACCGAAGUCUCUUCUAUCCAGCCCUUCCCAGCCUGUGUGUGGUUCUGCCCAGCCUUAAAUCUGUUGAGCUCAGCCAGAGGGAGGACAGCGUCGGCCCACACAGUAGUAUUUCCAAACAAGCUGUGAGCCCUUCCUACCCACCCCCACCCCCAGGCUCUUAGGACAGACGGAACGAAUACACUUGUAGGUAAGAAAUGUUUUCUCCCCUUUUAUAGGGGAAAAAAAAAUGCACAGCAGUGUUGAAACAGUUCAAGUUUAAUUUGUUGCUAUAUGGUCUGUACUUAGACAAACACUAAGUUCUACAACAUAUAUAAUGUCAACAUGGGAAAAUACCAACUUUGUCAUUGCACAUACCAGUAAAUAAAUACAUUUGCUCAAUACCAAAGAGUUUAUUCAAAAAGUCACUUAAUAAAAGCACAGUUUUGCAAGUUUGUCUAAAACUCCAGAUAAUUUGGAACAAAAAUAAAAUGACCACUCCAGAAUAGGAAAAGACAAUCUUGUGCAAAUGGACAUACACAUUCUAGGCGUUAGGAAAACUGGCUAAAUGGCUGCUCCCAGCAAGAGAAGUGCCCCCCAUCCUGACCAAGUCCCCUUUGAAACUCUGCAGGAUUAAAGAGGCCAGAGUCAGGCUUCCCUUUCUAAGCCACUCUAAAUUACACUCUAGGAAACUCUGGAUCUUGGCCUAAUCUGCAGCUCUGCCUUGACCUUGACGGGGGAAGGGAGAGGCGCAGUAGAACAGAAGAGAGGAACGGGUGUGACAGGUUUCUGAGGAAGGAACGAAGGCACAGUGAUGAGCCAGAAAAGGUGGUGAUGAAAGCAAGGAUCAAUUUUCAUUCACCCUAAUUCUUACUGCAGCUUUGACAGCCUAACCUCCUCAGUGUGUAGAUGAGAAAACAACCUAGGAAAAUCAUGUGGUUUGCUCAGAAUCACAUAGCUAACUAAGUGCAAUAGUGCUCUCUAUAAGACCAUCUUGCCUCUCAACUUGGUCAGAAAAUUAAAUCUAUCCGCACACUUCUGCUAUGCCUCUCCCCCGCCCCC
Messenger RNA from Zalophus californianus (California sea lion), 6538 nucleotides. RefSeq names its product RIC3 acetylcholine receptor chaperone (gene RIC3). Bases 206 to 1801 code for a protein of 531 amino acids. The transcript is spliced from 6 exons. NCBI's taxonomy places the organism in Eukaryota, Metazoa, Chordata, Mammalia, Carnivora, Otariidae. Gene Ontology annotation, cellular component: intracellular membrane-bounded organelle; neuron projection; neuronal cell body. Gene Ontology annotation, biological process: synaptic transmission, cholinergic; protein localization to cell surface. The record is from RefSeq and is a predicted model, not a curated record.